AUGAUGUCUACUACUAUGGAACAUGAUCCAGCUUCAGAAGAACUUGCAGCUCAUCCAUCAAGACUGCCAACGCAUCCAAAGGAAAUGGCAGAGGAGAGGAAAUCUGAGCCAGAAGGAAUUUUCUCACCAUCAGUUUUACAUCCAUUAGAUCCACUUACAGCGAAUGAGAUUAGCCUUACCACAAAAAUAAUACAAGAAUCAUCCUACUUUCAAAAAUAUUUGCGUAUAGUUACAAUUGUGCUGUUAGAACCAGAAGAUAAAAGUAUUAUUUUAAAUUUUCAACCAAAUACUGAAAUUCACCGUCGUGUGACUGUAUUCAUUCGUGAUCCUGUAAAACAUGUGACAUUAGAAAUGAUUGUUGAUCUAACGAAAAAGACGAUCAAAAAUGUGCUUGAACUUACGAAUGUUCAGCCGGGUUUAACAUAUGAUGAAAUAAUUGCAGCUGACUCAGCACUACGUAGCGACAAGAAUUUUCUAGCUGCUAUUGCAAAACGAAAUUUAGAUGUUAACAGCAUUGUAUUUUAUCCAUUUACUGCCUGCUAUCGUGAUCAGUCAGAUGCGGCGAGUAAACGAAGAAUAUACAGACCGUUGUCAGCUGUCAGUUAUGGGAACGAAGAUAAUUACUAUGCACACCCAAUCGAAGGUCUGGUAAUCACAGUUAAUUUGGACGAUAUGACUGUUGAAAUUGAAGAUCAUGAAGUUGUUCCGAUACCAACAAAUACAGCAAAUUAUAAUCCGGAAAGUAUUUCAACACCAAACAAUGUACCAUAUUUUCCCAAUGGUGUACGGGAUGAUUUGAAACCUCUUAUUAUAACACAGCCAGAUGGACCAAGUUUUAAAGUUGAUGGCUAUCAAGUAACAUGGCAAAAAUGGCGAUUCAGAAUAGGAUUUAAUGUUCGCGAAGCUCUUGUUCUUCACUGUAUCGAAUAUUUUGAUAAAGCACGUUGGCGAUCAAUAAUUUAUCGCGCAGCAAUGUCCGAGAUGUAUGUGCCUUACGGAGAUGCGAGUCCAACACAUUCGUUUAAAAAUGUUUUUGAUAUGGGAGAAGCUGGUUUGGGAUUGCUGGUUAAUAGUUUAGUCCUUGGAUGUGAUUGUCUUGGUGAAAUCUAUUAUUUUGACGUUGUUGUAAAUAAUAAUCAGGGAAAGCCAGUUCUUUUAAAAAACGCUAUUUGUAUGCAUGAAGAAGACGCUGGUUUACUUUGGAAACAUACAGAAUUUGUCGAAGGACGAACACAAGUUCGUCGAUCACGACGAUUAGUAAUCAGCACAGUUGCUACAAUCGGUAAUUAUGAGUAUGCCGUGUAUUGGUACCUACAACAAGAUGGGAUACUUAAUUAUGAAGUUAAACUUACAGGCAUUAUUGCUCCAGCCGCAAUUGAAUCAGGAAAAACACCUGUAUCUGGUGGUUUAGUGGCUCCUGGCACUUAUGGUCCGUACCAUCAACAUUUCUUCAAUAUUCGAAUUGAUUGGAUGUUAGAUGGUUUGAAAAAUUCUCUUGUCGAAGUUAAUUGUGAACCAUUACCUCCUGGAAAAGCGAAUCCAACUGGUAAUGCAUGGACAGCCAAAGAAACUAUUCUAUCAACAGUUGACCAAGCACGACGAACAAUUGAGUCAAAAACAUCAAGACAUUGGAAAAUUGUUAAUCCAUCAGUUUUAAAUCACGUUGGACAACCAGUUGCUUAUAAACUUGUAUCAAUGGGAAAUGUGUUUCCGUUAUGCCAAGAAAAUUCAUCUCAAUACAAACGUGGUGGAUUUACAAGGUACCACUUAUGGGCUACGGUUUUUGAUUCAAAUGAAAUGUAUGCAGCUGGUCUCUAUCCAAAUCAAAAUGCUGGUGAUGAUGGACUACUAUCUUACAGUGAAAAAAAUAAAGACAAAUCACUCGUGGAAAGUGACCUCGUGACAUGGUAUACAUUUGGAUGUACACAUAUUGUAAGACCAGAAGAUUGGCCUGUGAUGCCUGUUGAAAACACUGGUUUUCGAUUAAUACCUCAUGGUUUCUUUGACGGCAAUCCAUCAUUAGACGUUCCACUGCCAUCGAAUCAUUGUCACAUGAAAAAGAACUCUGAAGAAUGUAAACGCAAUGACAACUGA
This is a messenger RNA of Didymodactylos carnosus, 2094 nucleotides long. The record is from the annotation of a GenBank genome assembly. Lineage: Eukaryota; Metazoa; Rotifera; Eurotatoria; Philodinida; Philodinidae.